This is a messenger RNA of Salvia hispanica, 1980 nucleotides long. NCBI's taxonomy places the organism in Eukaryota, Viridiplantae, Streptophyta, Magnoliopsida, Lamiales, Lamiaceae. The record is from RefSeq and is a predicted model, not a curated record.
GACCGAGAAUGUAUAUGGUACGCGAUGACUUGACUGUUGCACCGUUGGGGGUAACCUUAGGUCUCUCUAUUUUCAACGAGUUGAAGAUCUCUUUGUCCGAUGUAAAAGAAGUAGAGGUGCAAGUUGGGUUGGAAGAGGGUUUAAGCAUAUUGAAAGCGGCUCUUACAUCGACCACUGCUUUGACAGAUGGCCUCAUCAACCCCUUCUUAAAUAAACAACCUCAAUGAGAAAUGGAGCGUCACUUGGAGUCGAAGAGCAGUUCAAAACCACCUUCAUAGCCACCCUCCCUCCGCCGUGCUCAGCCACCAUCGUCAAGCAACGUUUUUUGAACAUUUUUAUAACUACAAAUUGUAAGUUCAGUAUGUCUGAGGCUGAGCAAGUUAAGUUCCAUAUCAAGUUUGUGAUAAAUAAGGAGAAGACGAAGGUACUAUUUGCAGAAGCUGGUAGCGAUUUCACAGAUAUGUUGUUAAGCUUCCUACUUCUUCCAUUGGGAAAAAUUGUCCAAGUCCUUGAGGAACACUACGCAGACAAGGCGCCUGUUAUUGGAAGCUUGACCACUCUCUACAAAGGUGCAUCAGAUCUUGAUGUCAUCCAUUUCCUUGGAGAUGCUAUUAAGAAGAACUUGAUCAGUUCAACACAUUUUGAGAGUGAUGAAAUAUGUGAACUGAGACUCAACAUUUGCGGCGCUCAGCCCACACGCUCCAGCUCUGAGGAAUCGUGCUUCAGCUCUGGGGAAUCGUAUAAUGGAGUUUUCAUUAAGAGUACAGCUUGUUGCAUAAUCAGCGAUGAUCUCCGUGUGUUGCCUAAUGUGUCAGGCUCUAUCAUUGAAACUCUCAGCACUCUCGGCAUUGCUGUGGAAGAUAUGGAUGGCACAGAGACAAGAAACAUGACAUUUGGUUUGAAUGAGAUUAUAGCUCUACUAAAGGAAUCAUUGAUUUCCAUGAAUCCACUCACUGCUCUCAUUUUCCCUGGGAGACAGAUGACUUUAGCAACAGAUAGGCAUGCUUUUUUAAAUCAGAUUGACGAGUAUGUCAUUCUUAGAAACACAAAGAGAAUGAUCUUGAAAGUCAUGCUUCAGAAAUCUACAAAUAUGCUGCUGUUUGCUCAAGCAGAUUGUGAUUUCGUAAAUUUUCUUUUUAAGAAUCUCACCACUUCCUUAGGAAGAGUUGAGUGGUUUUUGGGCAGCGAUACCGGUCUCAAGAGUAUUGAUAAUUUGCAUAGGAGUGUAGCUGAUGAUUCUAAUAAAAUCCGUGUGAAAGAUUCAUAUACCAAAGACUUGCUGAUCCAGCCCAAGCCUACUGAUCAUAUCUAUUCUUGUAGUGAAUACGAGUAUUGUUUUCUGAAUUUCAGCCAUCAUAUAUCUUCUGCUUAUGUCGAUGGAGUGAUAAUGUAUAUGGUAAGUGAUGACUUGACUGUUGCACCGUUGGGGGUAACCUCGGGUCUUUCUAUCAUCAACGAGUUGAAGAUCUCUUUGUCUGACAUAAAAGAAGUAGAGCUGCAAGUUGGAUUGGAAGAGGGUUUAAGCAUACUGAAAGCUGCUCUUACAUCGACCACUGCUUUGACAGAUGGCCUCAUCAAACCUUUUUUGGAGAAACAAGAAAGGGAGCAGCAGUUGGAGUCGAAGAGUUGAUUGAAUCAUUCAAUCCAUCUUAUCUUGAGGUGAUGUUUGUUCUAUUUGUGCAUGUUUCGGAGACGUGUAUCACGUGUAUUGUUGCUGGCCUUGUUAUUUAGACGUGGAAGAGACGACUUAAGCUGCUUGAUAUGAUCCUGUUUAUGUUCCUUGUGGUAGAACUUGUUUGUUUUUAUUAUGGAUAAAUCUUGCUCAAAACAAAUUAUUUUGAUGUAAACCUCUCCCUCAAGAAUUUGAUGUUAUAAGAAGGUGGGUUGGAAGAGGUAAGAUUGGUGAUGGUGAAUUGGUGAUUGUUGGUGUAUGAAAUGUAGGAAAUCAAUUUGAUGAAAUGCUUCUUGCAUUGAGCAUUC